AUGGCUGCCACGGCCGCUUCCUCGGGGGCGCCUCAGGCCUCCGGCUCUUCUUCCUCCUCCGCCGCCGCCCCGGCCAGCUCGAGCUCCUCGGGGGCUUCGGGCGGGGGCGGCGGCGGCGGGGCCUCGGGGCUGACGGCGGCGCUAACCGGCACCAUGAACCGCAAGAAGAAGCCUUUCCUGGGCAUGCCGGCCCCGCUGGGCUACGUGCCGGGUUUGGGCCGAGGAGCUACUGGUUUUACCACCCGUUCAGAUAUUGGUCCCGCCCGGGAUGCUAAUGACCCUGUGGAUGAUCGUCAUGCUCCUCCGGGGAAGAGAACCGUUGGGGAUCAGAUGAAGAAAAACCAGACAGCUGAUGACGAUGAUGAAGAUCUGAAUGAUACCAAUUAUGAUGAGUUCAAUGGAUAUGCUGGAAGCUUGUUCUCCAGUGGACCUUAUGAAAAAGACGAUGAAGAGGCAGAUGCAAUUUAUGCUGCUUUGGAUAAAAGGAUGGAUGAAAGAAGAAAAGAGAGAAGAGAACAGCGUGAGAAAGAGGAGAUUGAAAAGUACCGAAUGGAACGGCCAAAAAUUCAACAGCAGUUCUCAGAUCUGAAAAGAAAACUGGCUGAAGUUACAGAAGAAGAGUGGCUAAGUAUUCCUGAAGUUGGCGAUGCCAGGAACAAGCGCCAGAGGAAUCCACGUUACGAAAAACUGACACCCGUUCCGGACAGUUUCUUUGCGAAGCACUUGCAGUCGGGAGAGAAUCACACAUCGGUGGACCCCCGGCAGACGCAAUUUGGCGGUCUGAAUACCCCUUACCCAGGGGGCUUAAACACACCUUACCCAGGUGGAAUGACCCCAGGAUUGAUGACACCUGGCACAGGGGAGCUAGAUAUGAGGAAGAUUGGACAAGCCAGAAACACCUUGAUGGAUAUGCGGCUCAGCCAGGUAUCCGACUCAGUGAGCGGCCAAACAGUGGUGGAUCCCAAAGGAUACCUCACGGAUUUAAACUCCAUGAUUCCCACACAUGGUGGAGACAUCAACGACAUCAAGAAAGCCCGCUUGCUGCUUAAGUCCGUGCGCGAGACGAACCCUCACCACCCCCCAGCCUGGAUCGCGUCGGCCCGCUUGGAAGAGGUGACAGGGAAGCUGCAGGUUGCUCGAAAUCUCAUCAUGAAAGGGACCGAAAUGUGUCCGAAGAGCGAAGACGUUUGGCUGGAGGCUGCCCGCUUGCAGCCUGGAGACACCGCCAAGGCCGUGGUGGCCCAGGCGGUCCGUCACCUUCCCCAGUCGGUCCGGAUUUAUAUCAGAGCCGCCGAGUUGGAGACGGAUAUCCGAGCCAAGAAGAGAGUCCUUCGGAAAGCGCUGGAGCAUGUUCCAAAUUCAGUCCGCUUAUGGAAGGCAGCGGUUGAAUUAGAAGAACCCGAGGAUGCCAGGAUAAUGCUGAGCCGGGCGGUGGAAUGCUGUCCCACCAGCGUGGAACUGUGGCUUGCCCUGGCGAGACUCGAAACCUACGAGAACGCCCGUAAGGUCUUAAACAAAGCCCGCGAGAACAUUCCAACGGACCGGCACAUCUGGAUUACAGCUGCCAAGCUUGAGGAGGCCAACGGGAACACGCAGAUGGUGGAGAAGAUCAUCGACCGAGCCAUCACCUCUUUGAGGGCCAAUGGAGUGGAAAUCAACCGGGAACAGUGGAUCCAGGAUGCUGAAGAAUGCGACAAAGCUGGAAGCGUGGCCACGUGCCAAGCUAUCAUGAGAGCAGUCAUUGGAAUUGGGAUUGAAGAGGAAGACCGCAAACACACCUGGAUGGAAGAUGCUGAUAGUUGCGUGGCCCACAAUGCCUUGGAGUGCGCCAGGGCAAUUUACGCUUACGCCCUGCAAGUUUUUCCCAGCAAGAAGAGUGUUUGGCUACGAGCAGCCUAUUUUGAAAAGAAUCACGGAACGAGGGAAUCUUUGGAGGCUCUUUUGCAAAGGGCGGUGGCUCACUGCCCCAAGGCUGAAGUCUUGUGGCUCAUGGGGGCAAAAUCCAAAUGGCUGGCCGGCGAUGUCCCUGCAGCCAGGAGUAUCCUGGCCUUGGCUUUCCAGGCCAAUCCCAACAGCGAAGAGAUUUGGCUGGCUGCCGUGAAGUUGGAAUCCGAAAAUAACGAAUACGAACGAGCGAGGCGCUUGUUGGCCAAGGCCCGUAGCAGCGCCCCCACGGCGAGGGUCUUCAUGAAAUCUGUCAAACUCGAGUGGGUGCUUGGGAACAUUGCCGCCGCCCAGGAGCUCUGUGAGGAAGCCCUGAAGCAUUAUGAAGACUUCCCCAAGCUCUGGAUGAUGAAAGGGCAGAUAGAAGAGCAGGAGGAGCUGAUGGAGAACGCCCGGGAUGCCUACAAUCAAGGGCUGAAAAAAUGCCCGGGUUCAAUCCCCCUUUGGCUGCUGCUGUCCAGACUGGAAGAGAAGGUUGGCCAGCUCACCCGGGCCAGAGCCAUCUUGGAGAAAUCUCGCCUGAAGAAUCCCAAGAACCAAGAUUUGUGGCUGGAAUCGGUACGCUUGGAGUACCGAGCUGGGCUGAAGAACAUCGCAAACACUUUGAUGGCAAAAGCCCUGCAGGAGUGUCCCAAUUCAGGAAUUCUGUGGUCAGAAGCCAUCUUUUUAGAGGCCAGACCUCAACGGAAGACCAAGAGCGUGGACGGCCUGAAGAAGUGUGAACACGAUCCCCACGUCCUCCUGGCAGUGGCCAAAUUGUUCUGGAGCGAACGCAAAAUAACCAAGGCCCGGGAGUGGUUCCAUCGGACUGUGAAGAUCGAUUCUGACCUGGGGGAUGCUUGGGCUUUCUUUUAUAAAUUUGAGCUUCAGCACGGCACCGAGGAACAGCAGGAAGAGGUGAGAAAGCGUUGCGAAAACUCCGAGCCGCGGCACGGCGAGCUGUGGUGUGAGGUGUCCAAGGACAUCAGCAACUGGCAGAGGAAGAUUGGCGAGAUCCUGAUCCUGGUGGCAGCCAAGAUCAAGAACACGUUCUAGAACAGGAGAGCCCUGGAAUCAAAGGGGACCUUGUGUUGGACUCUCCUUGGCUUCUCCCUCGUGCUCAGAGCAUUAGGAGAAAGAGAGAGAGUGCUGAGUAGCAUAUUUGUUUGACAGGCCAGGCCAUCCUGGCCCCUUCCUGACAGCUGUCAGUCACAAGGACAAUGAACUGUGCAGGAGAUGUUUUGUAUAGCAGCUUCGCCAUUCUGAAGGGCAAACACCCAGCUGACAGGCAGAUGUUUCCUCUGCUGUCCAAAGUUUCCUGAUGUUUGUUUUCUCCCCAGUUUUCUUGAGAAGCUUCUGGCUGGUGGGCCCUCCUACGAGCCCAUCACUUUCUGAUAUUUCUGCUUGCCUUCCUAAAUUUAUCUAUCUAUCUAUCUAUCUAUCUAUCUAUCUAUCUAUCUAUCUAUCUAUCUAUCUAUCUAUCUAUCUAUCUAUCUAUCUAUCUAUCUAUCUAUCUCCUCCUUCUCAAGUACCUGGCGAUUUAAAGAGCGCUCGAAUUUGAUUUUUCUACCGAAAAACCCGCAAGUGAUUUAAAAAAAAAAAAAAAAAAACCCACGUUUCCACUGCAAUUCAAUGGGCACCCUCAACUAGGAAUUUUAUCUUUGGCAAGGGGACCAAGAACGGAGUCAGAAAAAGCCCACCGGACCGGUUUAGAAAGCUACACAUCAAUUUAAAAUCUGUUGGAAAACCCUGAGCAUAGAAACAGGCAAGGUCGCCACAGGGAAAACUGGCUAAGACAGAAUCUUGUUACAAAUUGCUUUUGGAAAAAAAAAAAUUAAAAUAAGGUACUGUUCUCACAGGUUCCUCCCCCCUCCCUUUUCUCACUUUGCAUGUUUUUUUUUUUUUUGUUUCCUCUUUAGAAUUUUAAACAACUGUGCUUUCAGCUCAGUAGAAGAAUUGUACCAAAAUAACAGGAAGGAAUCAGUGAGUGUGUGUGUGGGGGGGGGAAAUAUGUGUUUAAGUAAAGGGUUAUUUCAUAAAAGGGCAGACAGACAUAAAGAGAGAAUGCUGUAUGAAAGGAGAAACUUAUUAGUGGAAGAAAAGGUAUACUCACAGGUUCCCCGCUUAGUAGUGUUGAAAACAUGGCCUAAAUGAACUCUUAUUUAAAUUGUCAUCCCUCUCCUAGCAAUAGUUUUUGACCUAGUAUGUUUGAAACAUUUUCUUUUUUUUUUUUUAAGAAAACACAUUCCUGGUUUAGCUCUUCCCUCCUGGAGUCCCCUUCUAGAUCCAAUUCCCAGUCCAUUUAGGAAGAUUGUUUUUGUGUAUUAAAAUAUAUACAAAUGUUUUUGCAUGAUGUCCUUGUUGUUUUGGAAAAAGUUGUGUUCACUCGCAGUGGCAGUACUUAAACAGGUAGCACGCUGCCGUCAAAUACAAGCUUUAUUAAGGUUUAAACUCGUCUGGCACCGAAUCAACUUGAUUCGGAUCGUUUUCUGCUUUAAUUCUUUCCCCAAAGGGCCCGUGUGGAUGAUUUUGAUCGGUCCCCAAAUUAAUAGGAUGUGGAAAAUGAGUGAAAAAUGAUUGGGGGACUGGAACGUGCAUUAAAAACCUGCACACAUUAUAGCCUUUCUAAAUAAAUGAACCUAAUUUGGAA
This is a messenger RNA of Crotalus tigris (Tiger rattlesnake), 4573 nucleotides long. RefSeq names its product pre-mRNA processing factor 6 (gene PRPF6). Bases 1 to 2979 code for a protein of 992 amino acids. Gene Ontology annotation, biological process: mRNA splicing, via spliceosome; spliceosomal tri-snRNP complex assembly. The transcript is spliced from 21 exons. Lineage: Eukaryota; Metazoa; Chordata; Lepidosauria; Squamata; Viperidae. The record is from RefSeq and is a predicted model, not a curated record. Gene Ontology annotation, cellular component: catalytic step 2 spliceosome; U4/U6 x U5 tri-snRNP complex. Gene Ontology annotation, molecular function: protein binding.